AUGAGUGCGCAGAUUUCAGAGUCCAGUUUUGCGAAGAAAAAGGGAGUGAUAUACGCACAGUACCGUCUUCCAAGUGUUAUCGGUGGAGACAAGAGUUGGAAUGAGGUUAAGGAAGAUGGCGAACAAGCGUUGUCAGUGCUGGUGGACUUGUACAAAGGAUGGAUGAUCGGAGCAGGAGAGGUCACCCUUUCUAGACAGAGUAAUAAUGAUAAAGUCGACUACUUCUGUGUGAAAAUGGGCGAAUAUGAGAGAUGUUCGGAGCCCAGUGUGAAGGAAGCGGGGGAGAGGCUGUUUUCGAUAAUUCGCCAGUUGUUGAAUUCAUGGAGACGUGCGGACGACAUUGAGAAGUAUGACCGAGAGGGUAUUUUUUGA
This is a messenger RNA of Aspergillus bombycis, 372 nucleotides long. RefSeq lists its product as uncharacterized. The transcript has a single exon. Bases 1 to 372 code for a protein of 123 amino acids. The record is from RefSeq and is a predicted model, not a curated record. Lineage: Eukaryota; Fungi; Ascomycota; Eurotiomycetes; Eurotiales; Aspergillaceae.